Vanrija pseudolonga is the source of this 3246-nucleotide messenger RNA. RefSeq names its product Baculoviral IAP repeat-containing protein 6. Bases 298 to 3162 code for a protein of 954 amino acids. The transcript has 15 exons. The record is from RefSeq and is a predicted model, not a curated record. Gene Ontology annotation, molecular function: protein binding. Lineage: Eukaryota; Fungi; Basidiomycota; Tremellomycetes; Trichosporonales; Trichosporonaceae.
AUCGACAACAUCAGUCACUGCAGCUUUACUCUUGCAGCCUUCAACACCUCGUCACCCAAUACCCAUCACCCAUCCCCUAAGCCAAAGCCUCACCCGCGACGCAACACUACAAGUACCUGGCAGCACACGGGCGAGCGUCACACUCCACACAACUCGUGUCAAGAGCCGGCGCCCUUCCCACGCCGCCGAGCUCGUUCGACCACUCGCACUGGCUCCUCUCGACACAACUGGUCUCGUGACAAGGCCCCUCUCCACAACUCUGUCUACAAUCACUGCUCUGCGCAAGUCCUGCCCAGCAUGACAGGCAACGCGGCGCUGGCCCAGCUCAUGGACAUGGGAAUACCCAUCGGACGCGCAAAGGCAGCGCUGCAGCGCUCCAAGGGUGAUGCCAUGACGGCUGCGGAGCGCGUUUUCAGUGGAGAAUUCGACGACAUCCCCUCUGAUGACGAGGAUGACGGCGAUCAACGCACUGGGCUUCAGACACCAGAAGAGGGUAGCAGCAGCCGUGCUACAGCGGCGGCGGCCAUGUCAGACGACGAAGAGGACGGCUACGACGAUAUCCUCAUGGACGACGACGAAGAUGACGGAGGCUACGAUGAUUUUCAUUUCGAGGAUGACGGCGAGCACGCCCCACAGGACGUUGACCCAUACGCGGGCAUCUUCUUUUCCAAGGAUAGAACAGAACACCUCAUCGAAACCGUCCCGAGGCCAGUCUUCCUGGACAUGCCCCUCUCAUCCGGAGCCGCCGGCGGGCCGAGCGUCAGGAAGGAGAGAGUCCGCAUCCUGUCUCGUGGGGAGUGGAUGAGCGGUUGCCCAGAAGGCAACGAACAGAGUUUCCUGUUCCAGCUGUACGAACUUCUCGCCGAGGGUGCGCUCCCCUGCGCCAACGGGUGCGGUCACAAGUUCCCGCGCUCCCCAGAGCAGUUCUUUGCGCUGUUUUCAUCAUUCCCCGCCUACACAGCGCACCUGGCCGACCUGAUCGAGGUUCGUUGCCCAGACUGCGAUCACAUGACAUGCAGGGCGUGCGGAGAGCUUGUCAACGUCGGGUCGAAUGGCAAGGGCAAAGGCAAGACCCACCGCUGGUCUAUCAACGCGGACGGGGAAAUCGAGUCUCUUCUGCACUGUCUCAAUCUCCAGGUGAGGGACGGAGGCACUGAACGACGCUCACCAAACCAGGGUGUGAUCAUCGGCGUCGGCCUGCACAUGAUCGAGGAGGGAUUCUCGGCCGUACCUGCCCCACCCACGCCGGAGAAGGACGAAGCUCACCCACCCAAGAAGCGCAAGGUCAAGAAGCUGAUCUCAAAGUUCGUGCUCGGCGGCAACGAUGACGAAAUGAGUGACAGCGACGCGUCAGAGAGCGACUCACCUGCAUUCUUCGGUGGUGGUACUGGCCGUGGCCGCUCGUCUGCCAAGGGCACGGGCUAUAGCGGUACUCAGAACGAGGACGUAAGUGCAAGUGCAGAGCCAUUGGCUGACGUCCUCCAGCGUUCAGGUCAGAUUGCCGCUGAGCGUGCCCAAGCUCUCAAUGACAGCAAGACUGCCACGCUCCUUUCGCAGGUGCAGGUCUACCUCCCGGCUCUCAACCGCCGCAGUGGGCCACGUGCUUCCGACCACCUGGUCCACCCAACCGCGCUGGCCCAUCUUCGUCGCCGCAGUGGCUUUGUGAAUGACCUGCUUCGCAACGACUCCCUCAUGGACAUGUCCAACCGUGGCACUCUAUACCGUGCCCUGUUUGACUGGCUGGAGAUUGUUUCGAGCCACGAGUCUCUGGCUAGCAUGCUCGCCAUGCCGCAGAUGCGUCCUAUGAGGACUGAGCCCGGUCCGGACAGGGACUCUGUUAGUGUUGUCUACGAGGGUGGCCCCAGCCCGCGUGAGCUCCUGGAGAGCGUUGUUAUUCAAGCCACCUCCGCUCUGAAGGGCCUGACGGCUACGGCGGCAAAGGAAGAGGAGAAGGCUGUCGACCUGACGCAGAGUGUCAAUGCUUUGGACAUUGUCCAGCCUCCAGUCGUGGUUGAUGAGGAGGACCAGAAUGGCUCGCUGCAGGCUUUCUGCGAGCGGAUUGUCCAGUCCGCGGCGACUAUUGACCGUUUGCUCAUCGACACCAAGGGCGAGGAGUUCGUCAAACGUAUGCGCGAGACUCUCCCGCGUCUUCACACUGCGGUGGAAGUGCAGGAGUCUGCAGACGCGACCAACGAUGCGAUCAUUAAGAUCUACGAAGAAUGGGCCCGAAAGGUCCGCUUCCAGUAUACCGACCUGAUCAACCCCAACGACCCUGGCAAGGAGAACUACUUCCACUGCUACAAUGAGCAGAUCAAGAAGCUGGUUGGCAUGGACGCCCCGAAGCGUUCUCUUGCGAUUGCCAAGGAGCUGGCGAUUCUGACGACGAGCCUUCCGUCCGCGUGGCACUCUUCCAUUUUCCUGCGUGUCGACGACGCCCGCGUCGACUGCAUCAAGGCGAUGAUCAUUGGUCCUGAGGGAACGCCCUACGAGAACGGGUGCUUCAUCUUUGACAUCUUCCUGCCUCUAGAGUACAACAUCAAGUGCCCGUCUGUCAAGUCCAUGACAACGAACGGUGGCAAGUACAGGUACAACCCGAACCUGUACAAUGACGGGAAGGUCUGCCUCAGCCUGCUUGGCACUUGGUCGGGUCCUGGUUGGGUGUCGGGCAAGUCGACGCUCCUCCAGGUCCUCAUUUCGAUCCAGAGUCUGAUUCUGAGUGAGGAGCCUUACCUGAACGAGCCAGGAUGGGCCAACCAGGCGGGAACCACUGCCAGCAAGCAGUAUUCUGCCAAUGUCCGCCGCAUGGUCAUCGAGGAUGCCAUGGGCAACAACCUGGCCAACCCCCCAUUCCCAUUUGAGAAUGAGAUCAAGACGCACUUUAGGCUCAAGGCGGAUGUUAUUCGCGCACAGCUUGAUCGAUGGAAGGCCAUUGACGAUGGCAAGGUGACAUCAUUCGACUCGUAUAGCAGCGUUCAGCAGACCAUCGCGGCUACGAGCCAGGACGGGGGGUCCAGGGGUGGGACGUUCGACACGACCUCGAAGCGCCUGCGCGGCCUACUGGACGCGCUCAAGCCGCCGCCGCCUACCCCGGCGAGCGCUGCCGCAGUGGCUGCGGUGAAGCGCACCAACCCGUUCCGUGGCGCCAAGAAGGGGGGCAAGUGAUGAUGCUGGUGUGGUCUGUGUAUCGAUUUGGCUUGUACCAUAUACGUGGAUAGCAUUUGUUUAGCAUGCAUGUGAGAGAGGUGG